CAUACAGGCAUCACUUUAGGAAAGCCCUUGAUAGCUGUGACGGACGAUCAAGAUGUGAAAAGGAUACAGAAAAACGUAAGAAGAGGUAACAGGAAAGCGAUAAAGGCUACCAAGUCUACCCUGAUACAGAAUAGUCCCUUGAGUGACAAUAAUUUUGCUGGGGUAUUGAAAGACACCGAAUCCAAAGAGAAUAACUUUCAAGGGAACGAUGCCGAUAAUAAAGGAUAUGUUGACGCAAGUCCCGAGGUAGAUGUAUUGACACCUUCAGCACUUGAAGAAAACGUUUAUGGUGAACUGGAAAAUCAAGACGCCAAGAAUUAUGGCUUCCAUGUUGAAAAGGAUGACUCUGGAGGGGAUAUUCUUCUUGGCCCUUAUACUCUAGAAAAUAAAGAGAUAAAACUUGAAAACGCAAGUUUGUCCCAGAAACUGACGUCUUCAGAAAAGCAAAAUUUACACAAGAAUGUUCGGCCAGUUAAAGACCAAUUACUGAAAGACCCACUAGCUAAAGUUUCAUAUUUAUUCAGCCAAGAAGCCAGUAGGCAUAAUUCAUCGGGGAAAGCUCCAUAUAAAAUAACAAGCGCAACAAAAAAAAUUGAUAAUUCAGCUGAUAAUGGACAAAAUUUCACGAAAAAUCAUAAUUGGGGAAAGAUUCCUGCAAGUAAUUCAACUUUCGUUGGAAAAAUGGCUGUUUCUAGUUCAUUGCCUAACAUCAAUAUAGGAACGACUCUUAUUAAAAGAGAAAGGAAUAUUUCAAACGAUAAACUUACUGAAAAUAAUCAAAAGGCUUUCAAUAACACACAAUCAUCUGAGAGAAGACUUGACAAUUCUAUGCAAGGGUCGGUAAACGCUCAGCUUCCAGAACUUAUCGAAAAUGUCAUAGAGCGUCUUGGUGACGAGGGGAGCAGGUUUGUUUCAAUGCAAUUGGCUAAACACCCAACAGUGAAGAACAUCUGGGCAAACGCAAUAGCACUGGCUCUUUUAAAGCAGAGUGAUAAAAUUUCACAUCUUGAUUUUGGACGAGCCUCAAACAACUCCUUGAAAGUUCUUCCGAAAGUUGACUCGACAAAAGUUAAAUCAACUGAUACUUUGCUGCAGACGAACGUCAACGGUGAGCCCAUAAGAAAGCCGGGUGACGGAUUUCCGUAUAGUUCUCAUGGUGCAAACCAUAUGGAGGAACCUGCACAUACUUUGGGCAUCACUAAUAAAACGUUUACCUUCACUGUAAUGAACACAUCUAAGGUGGCAAAAGAAUUGAACAGUAGCACACCCGCUCCUUCUUCAAAACUGAAUGUUGCCGAUCAAAAAAUCCACGACAGCGCUAAACCAGGCACACAAAACGAGAUAGCAAAGAAACCUAUAUAUCAGGCAGGCCAUAUUGGAGUUAUAAGUCAUAGUUUCAAUUUAAGCCAUCGGCCUUUACUUGAAUUCGACAAGGUCGAGCGACUUAAAGGCCAAAAUUCCACUGAAGCCAGCAAAGAACAGGUUUUAGAUAAAGGGCAACUUUUGACACCAUACGCAAAUGGACUGGUUUCCAGCGUAAACAAUAGUAUCCCUCUUCAGCGAAUUAUGAAGGAAAAACAAAGUGUGGGUGGCAAACAACUUCAAACAUCAAGCGCAAGUAAGACCGUCGCCUACGAAGGAAGCAAUGAGCAAGUGGGAGAAAAUGCUAAAGAGGAAUCUGCUGAGGAUAAAAAAUUAAAUGAUGAAACAAUGCUGGGAUCAAUGACAAAUAACGUCCCUUCACAAGAAUAUCUAAAUCAAGAAAUAGAUGGCCGUUUUCUUUUCAAUAACAUCACCAAGUUAGAUCCUGAUGAAGCCAAAUAUUUACAGCUAAAUAUGAUGGGGGACUCCAUGGUGAAUAGACAGUUCUCGGUUUCUGCAGCCAGCCCAUACAAUGGUAUGCAAGAGGAAGAUGCAAAAGAAGCAAGUUAUCUUGAACACCAAAUAAACGACGUUGGUCACAUUGUGGGACAAGUCUUACCCAAACCUAAAACAACAGUUUCAGAUUUAGAUACCGGGGAAGUAAAUUACGUUACAGGUCAACUUCUAGAUAAUCGACUUGGAAAAGCCGAAGUUGCCGAGUCGUUUGCGCGAGAUAACGGUUUGAUUAAGGAAGAGGAAAAACAGAAUUCGAAAAUUAUGGCUUCUGUCCAACAAGCGGACGUUCAGCAUCAAACCAACCCUGUCUUCGUUAGUCCUGACGGGAGAAAUGGAAAUAUGGAAACCAUUUCUGAAUCAACUAGUUCACCUUUUGAGAGGCUGCAAAGCGACAAGUAUGAAACACCGGUGGAAUCUAACCUUGAGGAUCAGAUGCUCAUAAGUCCUAAAACUGUCUCUGAUAUUUCAGCCGUAGAUCUUGCCCCUAUGCGCAGCCUUGUUAAUUUUGACCGCUUAACUGGCACGAAUAAACCGUCCUCGUCAUUUAGUUAUGAUUUACACAAUGACGGAAAUAACCAGAAGGAAGCGAUAAAUGAAGGCGACGAAGCAGAGUUGAUGACACCAUAUGGAAUGAACUCAUUACCAGACCACUUGGCACAGUUAAAAAAGAAAGAGAAAAUAGCGAAAACGUAUUCUUCCAAACACAAGGAGCGGAAAUAUAGAAGAAAAGCAAAUUUAAAGCAGUCGUCUUCGUUCCUGAGGAAAUUAAACCUUCCCAGAAAGCUACGGCUUAGCGAUUCCUUGGCAGUCAAACCGACAAAGUCACGGAGUCAACCAGGGACUCGUGACUCCGAGAUAAGUCCAACUUCUGUUAUAUUUGGAUUGACAGCAAAUGAAAUGAAAGAGAUUGAAAAACACUUGGCUCAUGGUUCAAACAGAGCUGAAGCAGAAACGUCUGGUAACCUUCAAGAGUUGUCACCUGAGACAGUGGCUUACUACGAGGUCAAGCCAAACGACGAAGAACAAAAAAAGAAGGAAAGGUCACUAUUACAAUUUAUGGAUAAACCGCUAAAAGUGAAGAGACUAAAAACGGAAAGGAAACAGCUUAGUCAAAAUAGAAUUGCCUCUAAAGCAAUACAGGAAAGAAAAAAUGUUACGCCAUCUAGAAAGGGAAAGGUAUCUCAUGUUUUGUCGUCAGUCCAUAAAAGAAAAAAGGCCAAAGAUAACUCAAACGUUAGAAGAGAUCUGGAGUCCUGGGAGGGCCACACGGACGUGCUUAACAGUGACUUGGAACAAUUACGAGAUCUGAGCCCAAACGUGCAGGAAGAUAUUUCAAACGUUAUCUUGAAGGACUACGAAGGAGAUCAAAGAAAUGUCAAAGGAUUGGAGUCAUUUCCAUUUGACGAACAAGACCCUAGUUACGCAUUCGAGCGUUCGUUCAAAAAUAAGAAACAAUCAGCAGGUAAAGGCGAUUACAAGGGUCACAGGUACACACAGGGGCGAUUAGACGUCAAAAGGAGUCCGGAAAAAAUGGGGAAUGAAAUAAGUAAAAAGGAAUUCCAGAAAAAGGGUACCCUUUCUCACGGUAGUAAGUUAAGCGACGCCACAAUGGCCGAACCUAUUGUCAUGAAAGAGAACAAACUUCUUAAUGGUGACGUUGUAUCAUUGGAUGAUGUAGGACACUUGGAUGCUCAAGGUUUAAUCCUUGAAACGCUGCGAAAAGAAAGUGAAGGUGACCUGGAUUAUGUAAAUACCGUUCAAGUGGACGAUGUAAGCAGAAUUAAAAACAUGUUUCAGAAAGUAGGUGUCGAAAUCGGUGUAAAACGACAUACAGGCGCACAUCGAAAGAAGCCCAACAGGGCAUUCCAUUCAAGGACGAGAAUAUUACCAGAGAAAAGAGAUUUAGGAGAAUUCAGCACUGAAUUUAACGAUGGUACGUUUCGAAGCCCUGAAUUUGAGAAGCAGUUGUCUCGCGCCUUGAUACAAGAAAGACAACAUGAUUUGACCUACUUGGGUGCAGUGCAGGCAAUGGAUGAUCCUGUAUUGAACAAGAUGAUGGAUCAUCCGGAUGAGCCAAUCAGUUCAAGAACCAUUCUACAAAACCAAUUCAAGAGUGCGUUUCCGAAAGACGAUAGUAGUGACGACGGGUCUCUUGAAAAAAGUCAAGAGAAACUGAGAGAGUUUAUUCACAGUUCUAGUCGCCAGUAUGAAGAAGCCGAUGCAAUGAAACAACGCACGACAGACAGUAUCAAAGACAGUGUUUUUCGUGAUUUGACCCCUGAGGGCAAAGUCUUGAAUUCUGAUUACAAGGAAUUGACAAAUUUUGGUACAGACGACCAAAAUCAGCUCGCAUCAGUGCUACGAAGUGUGAACAGCGGUGACCAAAACGAUUUAAAAGAGUUGGAAAAGAUUGACAGCGCUGAUGAAAAAGAAGUGGAAAGUCUUUUCAGGCCAAUAGCGGGGACAUUUAAAAGGUCUAUUGAUGAGAAGCCAGGCAUUGCGAGGGAAGGAGCGAUAGAAACCAUUGCAGACCUUCCGGAUCACGGUUCUAAGGAAAAGAACAUAGUAAAUAAUAUUGCAAGUGAUUUUAGCAAGAAUGGUAAGAACAACUCUGAGAACUGACUCUUUCUUCAAUUACUUUCAAGACUGCAAAUUUGAAAUGGAAGAAAGAAUGAGUGAGAUCUACAGUCAGCAAACAAUAAAAACGUUUUUUAAGUACAAAACAUCAAAACGUUUAGAAAAUAAACAGAAUAUUGGUAAAGUAAUGUGUUAAUAUAUAGACAUAUUAAAUUCUGAAAACAGAACACUGCAAUGCUGAUCGUACUACGUGAAAAUUAACUGUGCAAGACAUCAACUCGACACCGAGAACUCAAACCUUAGACAGCUGUUUCGCUAUCAUUGUAGCUCAUCAGUAUGGCGUGACAGACAGAGAGAGGAGCUCUGUUGGAAAAUAACCCCGUACACUCUGAUUUAAGCCCUAACCUAGAGCUCCCAACACCCACAAAAUCACGCCAUAUCACGUACAUCCUAAAGGACAAGAGUCCAAGUGUCAAGUUGAUGUCUCGCAAAGAAAAUAUAAAGGAUUGACCAAAACCAACCUCAAAAACAUGGACAAAACUAAGCAAAAUUACAUUACAUCAGAUCUAUAAGAUAGAUCUACGGCCCCAACAUACAUACAGUGUUCUGUCUUCAGAUAUUUGUUAUGUGUACUUGUUAUUUUUGCUGGUCAGGUCUUUAUAGACUACGUUCUUCGGCAUAUUUGUUUGCAGUCGUUUGCAGUCCUUUCUGGUUAAUAAAUAGUUGAGCUUUUACAGAUUUCUCUGUUCUUCCGUGAUUAAUAUUUAUCGGUGCCAUUCUUCAUUUAUUGUAACAUAUCAGACAGGUCAACAUUAUUUAAAUUCAGUUUUGAGGAUUUGUAUCGGUACGAGUUGAACAUUACCUUCUUAAAUCACUAGAAUAACCCUUGUUUGAUUUGUUAUGGUUUAGAUGGAUUAAAAUUCCCAGAGUAAGCUAAUCAGAUCGCGCAGAACUUUUCUUAUCACAAAGGUAUCAUCUGACUGUGGUCAUUUACAUUUGCUUAGAUUCAAACUUAAUGUGGAGUGCAUGGUCAAAGUGUUCAAAGACUUGUGGGAACGGGAGCAUGAAGACACACUCGAGAUAUUGCAUUGAAAAAUCAUCAUCAGACAGUUUUGUAAAAUGCCCAGGAUGGAACCACCAGAUGGUACCCUGCGAUGUCCCCAAAAACUGCCCAAGUAAGGUUUUCCACUGAAAUAAACUCAAAGAUCCCUUACCCUCUCACUUAAGCAACGAAUUAACUAUCAUGGAUUUAUAUUACAGACUAAGAUUGUGACUUGAAGCAGUAAAUCAAGAAUUAAUUGUUAACACUGAAUAAAGCAGUACUGAAAUCGUUGAGAUGCUCGUUCUUCUACUGGCUGUAGUUUAUAAGUGACGUAAUCUCGUGAUAUGUUACUUGCAUGUGUAACAGGCACUUGGAUUGGCAAUUAAGAGGAAAUUGGUAACGUUCGUUACGCAUUUUGCUAAUCUUGCUCAAAGAGAAAUGAGCAAUGAAGAUUUUUAUCAAGUGGCUUCGAAAGGGCACUAAAAGGCCAUUUUAAAUUGUAUUGACGAACCUUGGAAACUGCCCAUACACCUACCACUCCCCUAACCCAACAUUUUGCCUUAAUUGAGAAUUUAGUUUCAACAGUGGGUUACAGGAGGGGUUGGUGGGAAGCUGCCCACCUUCCCCUCCACUAAGCCAAAAUUAACCCUUAGCAAGAAGCUAGGGUUAACACUGGGUAGGGGAGGGGUAGAUUGGCAAAUUUACUAGAAACUAACAUUUUACUUUUUAUAAUUGACGAUUUGGUGUUGUUUGAUUGUCGUAGUUAACGGUGGAUUUACCAAGUGGACGGAGUGGUCUGCAUGCUCAGAGACCUGCGGUCCUAAAGCAGUACGCAUGCGCAUGCGUCUUUGCACGAACCCUCCUCCAGCUUACGGAGGGAAAGAUUGUUCCGGUUGGAGAUUUGAAGUUGAAUAUUGUAGAUCCCAGGAAUGUCCACAUACUUCUGGUAAAUAAUUUUCUUAAAAUUAGAAAAAGACAUCUCAAAAUUUUUCUUAAAAGGCGGUAGGUUAAGAGCACGAAAGUUGCUUUCUUUAAGUCAAUAGAGGGAACACAGGACCUUUAGAUUGGAUUACGGGUAUGACACUGAGUACCAGAUUUCUUCGUUCCUUAUUGCCUUUAGCCUCAGGGUUACCUCUUCAUAACCAGCGAGCAUUGACCAAAUUUGGGAAACAUAAAUGUUUAGUAAACUGAAACACGGACUGACUGACGCCAGGAAAAGACAGCGAUACGUCGGUUCAGUUCUUUUGGCAAGAAAAUGGUAAAAAGUUCAGUUCAUCAAAAUAGCAAGAUUAUUGCCUCAAAGAAGGGAAAAAUAAGCAUAAAAACACCAUCCAAAGGAAAACCACUACUUUUUGAAGAGUAUCUGGAAGAAAAGCAUCCGUUUACAUCCUGGAAUAGGAACAGGAAUAUAGGUGUAAAAUAUUUUGAACGAAUAUUAAGAAAACGUCGGGAAAUGCACAAACAUUAAUGUUACAAGUUCCUGUGAUAAUUGUUAAAAAAAGACUUGCUAGUUUGAAGGCUGAUUGGAUGAACGGCGUUUAUAGUAAGCGGCCCAGAUGAUGUAAUGAAUUGUAUGAUAUUGAUAGUGUAUGGUAGGGUAUCCAGUGAAUGACGCUUUCCACUGGUCAAAUAUUCCACCAAUUGCAUUAUACACCAGGACCAGGACUGUAGUCAUAGCUUGAGAGCUUUAAAUAUGGAGAAUCAAUGAGCCAUGGCCUAAGCCCUUUAAAAGUGAUAAUUAUGUCUAAAAAUUGUUAAAAUGGUUUUUAUUGCAAAGGACGAGAGGUAGCAAUUGUAUCUUUAAAAGGGGAACUCGUCUAGUCAUUUUCUUUAACAGCUACAGCAGCCUCAAAGACCACGAAGGUUUUGCCUGGUUUGCAAAAGUCAAAAACAAACAAACGGAUCAUUUUCAAAACUCUUUCUGCAACGCCUUUAAUCGAGGGGAUGGCAAGCAAGCAGCAAAGCGCUCCAACUAAAACCAGCGUCAACGAGGGGACUCCCUCCAGGUACAGUGGAUUGGCAAGUGUCGAGCAGGAUAUGGGAGACGUGCAGUCACUUCUAAACAUGCAACAAAGUACUCCUAACUUUUCGAACAUGCUCGGGUUUAAAGAGUUUAUGGGACCACCACACGGGUCUGCCUUUUUACCCGGCUCUCUUCGACCAAACAUACUACCCGGUAUGAGGACAAUGCCACGAGGACCACAGGAAACCUACGAAAAUGGGGGGAACACUAUUCACUUGCAAGUUAGUAACGAGAAUGUGGGGUUCACACCUUGGAGUGAGUGGACGAGUUGCAGUGCUUCAUGUGGACGUGGAGUUCGAACGCGAACGCGUUCAUGUUUAAGCAGUUAUAAUGUAAUGGGUGUCGACCGUUCGUGUCUAGGACCUACAGUACAGACCAGACGCUGUCGCAUUCAAAGAUGCCCAGGUAAUUGGUUUUAACGAAAAAGUGCCCAUUGGCGACUAUUACUUUGAAAAAACAUGCAUACAUUCCAAUAUCAAGGCCUCAACGAAGUAACCGCAAAGAGUAAUAAUGUAAAUUUUGAAGUAAUUUUGGUAACGUUCUUCUUUGGACUUGAAAUCUUUAGUCGAUGGUUCCAAAGUUUGUUACUGCAUGAGCUUCGCUCUUCAUAGUGCCUCCUUUUGAUAUGAUGCUUUGGGUGAGAUAGAAAAGUAUCCCUUGCGCUGCGGGGGGAUUCGUGGAAAUAGGAGGAGAUAGUUGAGGUCACCUACUUCGUCCAGCCCACAGAAGCAACUUGUUUGUGUAUGAGUUAAAGGUUCGUUUUCACACUCAUUGACUCAUUUUUGACCUAACUUUUUCUUAUUUCAAGUGGACGGCCAGUUUACACCAUGGAGUGACUGGUCUGAAUGCUCCAAAACUUGUGGUUCUGAUUCUUACCGGAAGCGCGAGAGAACUUGCACCAACCCUCCCCCGAGGUACGGUGGAGAAGACUGCGAGGGGAGAUAUGCGGAAAGGCAACACUGCCUGAAGUCUCCUUGCCUCCGUAAACUGGAUUUUUAUAAUAUGAGCAAAGUGUUUUACGAAGUUGUGAAUUCAAGAAAAGGUUAGAACUCCAUUACGGUUCUCAUUUCCUAAGGGCUUAACUCCCUUUUACUCCUAAGACAGCUAACAGGGAACAUUUUUGCUCCUAAAUCGAUGACGUUGUAUAUGGAUGGCUCAAAUUACUGUUACACUGUUUUCUGUCUCGGAUGGGAAAUACCCUGUCUCUCUGCUCAGUCUAUUGGUACCUGUCAUGGCUUACCCAACAUCUGUGUAUAAAUAUCUGUGUAUUGUAUUAAGAAGCAUGCUUGAACAAAUUCCAACACCCAUUUUCCUGAAUCAUUAUGUUUUGCAGUUAAACCCACAACAAAUUCUACCGAUGGAUUCACUGAGUGGGGCCCGUGGUCGCCUUGUUCGAAAACCUGUGGUUCAAAUGUACUGCGCGUGCGUAAACGAUCCUGUUUUAACUCGAGCAGUCAGAGCUGCACUGGCUCCACAUCAGAAGUUAAACCGUGUUUUCUUCCAAAAUGUCCUCAUGAUCUCGCUUUGAAUGAAGAUUUAGGGAUUAAUGGAAAGAUCUCGCAUAACAGUGAGUGUAAUUUUCUAUUUAAAUCAGUGCGAUUUAUUGAAGAUGGAAUUGGAAUUCAAUUAUUUCAGGCAGGUUCUCAUUUGUCUCAAGUAGGAUGCAACCAUAUUAUUUCCCCCUUAAUUGUUUUACUGUGUGGAAGAGAUAAACUGUGGGAGAGGCUAAAUUGAGCCUCAAAACAUCUGCAACCUUCGAGGGUGAGUUCUACAUGUUUGGUGGAAGAAAUCUUUUUUCCCCAUGAUAAGAGAGUGAAAAAAUUACCUCAACAUACAAUUCUGUUAUUAUAUCAUUUUCAGACAUAUCCUUCGUGGCAGGCGCGGUUAGGUUUUAUAUAGAAUGCGCGAGAACCUGCUACGCAGGCUAUUUCAGACAUUAGGAAAGUAUUUACAUAUUCUUUGUCACUGCCACUACGUUUAGCUCUGCCGAAUGUAAAUACAUCUCUGAAAUGAAUGAUACCCACUGAUCAGAAAAAUUGCGAUUGGAGGAAACUGACCGAACCUUAAAAUGACAUUAAUACCGUUACUUUUGAGACAGUCUCCGUGAAGAAUGAAUUCGAUUGGAGCCCUUGGUCCGAAUGUUCAAAGACGUGUGGUAGUGGCUCUUACCGUAAACGCGAGAAGACGUGUUCGUUCUCUCUGAUGGAAAAUGAUGGAAAGCUGUGCAUUGGUUCGAAUAUCGAAAAGAUGGCGUGUAAUGUGCCUUUAUGUCCUGAGCAAGAAGCAGUCAGGCCUAACAAUACCCUCAUAAAAGGUGAGUGACCAAAAAAGAAAAAACGAAGCUUCUCUUGUCUACUGAAGGGGGAGAUUUGUCGGAGAAAAACAAUCACAACAUCCUUAGUGAAGAAUUUGAUAUCUAUAAAUGCUUAUUGGUUUCUCCCUGGGAAGGGAGGAGUCCGACGUUUUGUAUUCCAUCGAGGGUGGUAGUAUUACUGUAGUGUAAUUAUUCUCUUUACUAGAGUACUACAUGGAAACUGUUAAAAAAAUGUCGGGCAAAAAUAACGUCAAGUUACAGUCGGCAAAUUGAGUUUGCUUCCGCCUUUGAGACCGAAUUGAUUUGGGUCUCUCUUGUUUAGCUUGUUUAUCUCGCCCUGCCUUCCUAAUUCUCAUCUAGCAUAAUGUCGAACCCCCACGUGCGACCCCUCCCAUAAACGAUACCUAUCCGGUAAAAAGCACCAGAAUCUUCGCUUACAAGCCCUGUAGUUAAGUUCUCGUAGACGACUGCGACCACUUUUUGUGGUCACGGUUCUUUAAUGUUCCAUCGUUUCUUUCCUCUUGAGGUAAGAAACCACUUGACUCAUGAUCUGACAUCUACGUUUUCAGUAUCUACUACACUGAUCACAGUAUGCGAACAAUUUUUAGUACAACAUGGAACUUCACACGUUGGUACUAAGAAAUUGCAUACAAUAAUUUUUUUCCAAACAGAAGAUGUGUUUGGAAUUCUUCUCGGAACAGACUCCCAGUUGUUCGAUUCUUGUAAGCGACAUCUAAAUCUUCGAAUUUCGGGUGGUCGCUUACAGGAGAGCCAGAAGUCGGAGAUUAUUAUGAUAGUUCCGCUUUAAAAUUACUAAGCAAUGACUUACAGUUUUGUUAACAGUUCGCCUUUCCAUUCAUUAUCUUUCACUAAUAUAUUGCUUUCCUCUCAUUUUCUGACAGCUUUAAGUGACACAUUAGAUACAUUGAACGAACCAGUCUCAAUAGCAGCUAAUUCAAAUCCUCAACCAUCUCAGCCUCCAAUCACCUCAUCAAAUUCAUCAGCGGUUAACUCAUCUUCAGAUUCAGGCUAUUCCGAUUGGUCGCCUUGGUCAAAGUGUUCCGCCACGUGUUCGCCCAAAGCUGUGAUGUCACGUGAACGAACCUGCAAAGUGAAGACGGGUUGUCAGGGACUGUACAAACAGACCAAGCCAUGCCAGUUGGUCAAAUGCCCGGGUACGUUUUCACCUUCCAAAAGAGGAAAUGAAAUUGGUUGAAAAGGAAUGUAACUAUGCUAAUUGCAAUCUAAGUUGCGAAGCUGACUUGUAGUCGAGAUUUAAUUCAGUACUUCUGUAUUUAUCAGUUAAUUUACAUGCAACUUUGUCUCAGCUGGAAUUUCUGAUCGAGAAGAGCCAACAUUAUCUUUUCGUUGAAACAUAAAAUUAAAACCCACAAGAAACAGAAGUUUAUUCGCUCCUUUUCUAACAGACUUUACUCUUCGUGUAUGACCUAAAGCGCCAAAAACUAUUAGGUUCUUACUACCCGACAUUUUUAUGGUUGAACAUGACCCCUUUGUGUUUUGUCGUCAGUGGAUGGAGGAUUAACUGGUUGGACAGCAUGGUCAGCUUGUAGCAAAACCUGCAACACCAACGCGGUUAGUACCCGGCAGCGUUACUGUACUAACCCUCCCCCACAGGGUAAUGGAAAAGACUGCGUGGGUCAGAGGAUGCAAGCAAGACCAUGCGCAUCACAGAAAUGUCCAGGUAAACGUAAGAUAUGAUAUACAACAUGUUUGCGAAGAUUUUGUCUUUUUAUUACUUUCUGGUAUUGGUAAGCUGAACUCUUCAGUCAUAAAUGCUUUUCUUUUUUGAAAUUUGUGACGUUUUAUAAUGUUACGGAGCUACAUACUUUACUGUGGCACUAACGUUUUCACAGACAUACAUAUAUAUAUUAAAGAUGUCAGUUUAUUUGGCGAAUCGAUCAGUUCAACUUAAGGACCUUAAGUAAACAUUAACUUAAGAUUGUAGUUUGUUGAGGCGAGCCCGGCCUUCUGCCAACCUCUCAAAUUAAUGUAAAUUAAUUCAUUUGGGGGUAGGCAAAAGGCCGGGCUCGCUUCAACAAACUCCAGUCUCAAGUUAAUGUUUACAUAAGUAGAACUGAUCAAUUCGCCAAAUAUAGUGACAUCUUUACCCUCACCUGAAACUCAUUUUCAUUGUGAUCCAGACCUGAAGACCAUAAUAAAAGGCAGUACUUUAGCACAAUUUAAAAAAAAGGAAAAAAUAUAUUCACCCUUAGUCUAACACAACUCAAAGGUGUAACGAGAGUAAAGAUUUUGAAAACCUAGUCGCAUUAUACGUUGCAGUUAACGGUGGUAUGUCAGAGUGGUCCUCGUGGUCUGUGUGUCGAUACUGUGGGAAAUCAAAAAGAAAAAGAAAACGGAAGUGUAACAACCCACUACCAGCAAAUGGGGGAAAACCGUGCGCAGGGCCACUAGUUCAGGAGAUGAAAUGCCCUAGGAAACAUUGUAAAUGUAAGUCACGUUUACUACGGCCUGGUUUACAUAUAAGGUACAAGAAUAUGUUCAAGCGGCAUGACGCAUCAUUAGAAUUUUUUUUACUAGGUAUAGGUUUCAUAUGGAGAACUAUUUUUGAACGAUAGUUUACUAACCAGGUGUCGUUGGCCUUUGUUUCAGCAACGCUGGGAUUUGGUCCGUGGUCUUCAUUUAGUAGAUGCUCCCAUUCGUGUGGUGGCGGAGUGAAAAAAAGAAGACGCAGAUGUCGAAAACCUUCACACGGCUGCCACGGACCACGCGUUCAAAGGAAACGAUGCAACGAUCACAGUUGUCCAGGUGAGUGUACAUUUUUUCUCUAACACCAAACCACUUGACGGGUAAAAUACUGCAGCCCAACCUUCACCUAAAAGUGGAUACUCCUUGAAUAGGAAGAGGGGUAAGUUUUAACUGGAGGUGGACUUGCAUGGCCGGCCUUAGUGGAGAGGUUAUUUUGGCAGCUUGCGACCCUUUUUAGUUGCCUUUGUGGAUAGGCGGCUGUUUUUUAGUAGUGGAGUUAGACGGCCCUUGUUAAGAUUUUUUUUUUUGGCAACUUGGAGCGCACUUUAGCGAUUAAUUGAUUAUUAUGGAGUGCUGCGGAAAUCGAGCGGAAUUUGUAAACCAUAGGAAUACGUGAACGUUGAGGGGAGGUGACUGUUGUUAAAGGUUCGACUGCAUUUUCGGUUACAUUCACAGAAAGUGAAAUUCGUUCAUUUAAAGGUCAAAUGAACAAAAAUUCGACAUUCUUUAUUUUAGUUCUAUUCUACUGAAAUGUGUUUAAUAUGAACCAAAUAAACAUACCAUGAAGUUUCAGCUCAAUUGAAGCAAGUAUCUCCGAGAUAUUCGCAAUUAAAAAUUGCUGUUUUUUCGCCCUUGUCUUCGUAGAGCGAUCGGAAAAAUUGUCGGAAAAAACAGCUUGUGACGUCAAUGUUGGUCAGGUGAAAAAAAAGCGGGAAAUUCAAAACAGAGUUUUUCGAGUCGGCUUGGCGCAGAAGUGGUUUGUGCGGCCAGAAACCUGAAAAGAACAGGCAAUUUGUCUUUAACGACAUUUACUAAUUUCCUUGAGUUGUACUGGAAAUGUGCGUGCGUAAGUCCGAUUUUUUUCAAGAUGCAUUCACAAAAUGUGUUCAUAUAAGGAAGUUCCUGGAUAUAUAAGGUCCGAAGCUCCACCGUGGACAAAGAAAUUCAAGUUUGCCGGCCACAAUGUGUUUGAAGUCACUGAACUUUGUCGCACUCGGGCUGAUAUUUUAAACGCUAUAGCCACAGCGUAUUUUAAAACCCACGCUCGAUCGGACACUUCUAGCUUCGCAGAUCACUAAAAUAUUUCAUGAAAAAAAUAUAGGGCUUAAGGCUCUUAUACCUGCUGACAAAGAAGUGAAUUUUCUGUACGGAAACAGCCUACUGUGAAGAUCUUAAAAGCAAAAAAUCAGUUGAAAGCUUCGCAGCCAAGCCAUGAUUCCGACUACUUCAAUGUAGCUAGAUUAGCUAUUUUUAAUAACUGGUUCAUGCGAGGGUCUUCAUUCAAGCAAAUUAAACUCAGCAAACUCCACAUAAGGAUUUAUUUUGCUCGCUUCAGUCAAAUCCAGCUCCAGCAAUUGUUUACGGGCAAAGAGUCGAUUGUUUUAUAGUCACUACCGGCAGUUGUCGUUCUCCACUCAGUAAGAUAACAAAACUAUGUACAUGUAAUUAAAACUGAAAAAACUAAAGAAAAAAAAAAUUCUGACUAUUAUUACUUGAGCAACAGAAAAAUGAUCGAAGUAGUCUUUUCUUCUCGAGUAAGCUUGCUGGCCUUCUUAAGUUCCGAGAAAGUUUUUAAAACUUAAAAACUUAAAAGCGCACAAGGUUGUUCACUCGCAUGCGUUAGCCGUUACGGUUAUUUGACUGAAGACAAGGAUAAAGCUAAUUCUGCAAAGGUAAAUAAAUCUGGGCAUGUAAAAAAAGUAACCAUAACUACUAAUAAGAGAAUACAAGCAGGUUUUAAUUCAACCCGGCGAAAGAAGGCGAAGCACUGGACACAAAAUCAACUCACAAAUCGAAUGCACAAGUAUUAGAAAAAUACAAACCUGUUUGGAAAUGUUCAAAACGUUUUCUUCCACCUCAGACUGACGGAAUGAUCUGUUUUUACUCUAACAUCGGUUGUUCUGAAUCCAAAGUAAUUUUCAAGUGACGAAAAAACAACAACAACAGAAACAAAAAAAAAAGCCUUUACAACGAGCAAACGUUCGCACCUCGUGUAUUUCAUUCACUCACUCAGAACUCUCAAAGAACGAGACAAACAAACGCGACAAACGCAGACGAUAAAGGAUGCGCAGAAGCUUGCGCAGAACGUUUUUCCGCCCUGAAAGACCAACAUUCACGUCACGUAGUCUCCAGUCUACAUGGUCUAUCACGCGGCCAUUUCAGAAACGUUUUCGUGAAGUCAUCGGGAAUGCUCGAAUUUUGAUCUUUUAUCUUUCUGUGAAGGCUUGGGAAGAAAAAUCUUUACCCAAAUCUCACUUAGGAUGGUUCUUUUUAGUGUUUGGUGAAGGUAAAGCGACAAAAGAAAAUAUGCCAAUUUUUUGGUUCAUUUGACCUUUAACAAGUAUUUUGCGAACUCCAGUGAUUUUUUUCCUUUUUAACCUCAGACGAGAAUUUCCUCAUUCGGAAGGACCCAGUUGAAAUGUGCGGCUAUCAUCCUUGCAAGGUGGCUAAAUGUUUAACCACUCCCACAAACAUGUGUGUAAGCGACUCCGAAUGCAAACCAGUUUUCUUUAACACGAAUGGAAAAAUUAUCGAGUCAUGCAAAGGUAAGAGUUUAAAACUUUCUGUGGACACUCUGGUCAUGAUUUAUUUUGACAGACUGGUUGUUAAGGUCUUGUUCUUUGAACCUUGUUAUAGAAGUUGUAUUUCCGGACGUGUUCAUUUGCUGCAUAAUUCCUAAUUUCCACGUAGAUCUAUAUUUUCAUGUUGUUUAUUUUCGGCUGGGCGCGCGGGUUGGACAAUUCUUUGACAUAAAAUGGAGCAUUGGUUUAAAUUUUUUAUGAGUAAAAACUACAUUCUCGUCAACCCUGUUUGGUUGUAGAUCAGAAAUUCCACUUCAAGGCUUACGCCUAGAAGAGAUCGAUUAACGAACUAGGCAAAACAAACUACACAUUUUUUAUUAUUGCAGGAGAUGCAGUUGUGCUAUCUGUUCCUCCAGAACAAGUUUGUCAUUUCAACCCCUGUGAAAAAUCUGCUUGUUUCACGAAUGAAGCGGAGCGCUGUGUAGUGUCCUAUAAGUGCAAGCCUAUCUUUUUUGGUGCAGACGGAGAAAGAGCUUACUGCAGAGGUAAGUGAUUGACAUGUUGUUAAAUAACUAUUAGGCUAUGUUUAGAUUUAGUGCCCACUCGCUCGUUCCUGGGUACUAGCACAAAAUGGUGUUCUGCUCACACCGUGGGUGCCCUAUAUGUAACUGUGUUUGCUCCAUAUCACCCCGUCAGAAACCAUUUUGAAGCGUGAGUGACAAGGAAGUUAGGGGUACGAAAACAGUAUAUAAGGUCUCGACUGUGUACACGAGCGUCGGGCGUGGGUACCAUAAAAAGGGUGUUCCAGGUAUUGGGCCCAUUGGUGCCCAGCUAUUACCGUACUCGGGCACAACGUAUGAACAAACCCUCCACGUUUGUGCCACCAUAGUUCAUUAUCAUGUUUGUACCACUCAGCGACUUUCUUCUUUAAACUAACAGGCAUCUUAACAGUACCCGCCACUACGAUAUGCGGCUUCGACCCAUGUUUUGAAAAGGCAUGUAAAGUUGACUUGACAGCUCACUGUGUCGCCGACGCUCAGUGUAAACCGACGUUUAUUACCAAUACUGAACGAAUACUGGACGAAUGCGUAGGUAAAUAA
This is a messenger RNA of Porites lobata, 16183 nucleotides long. NCBI's taxonomy places the organism in Eukaryota, Metazoa, Cnidaria, Anthozoa, Scleractinia, Poritidae. The record is from the annotation of a GenBank genome assembly.